UUGCAAUCCUCAAAACACCUUUUACGCCCAAUUUGUUUUCCCUUCAAAUCUCUAUCUGCCAUUCGUUUUUCUAUUCAAAUCUCUUAUGUUUUUUUUAAAAAAUCUUUCGUUUGGACCGAUGUUUGUAGCCUCUAAAUCUCACUCUACCGUCCUUAUUUCAUAUUCUUUUGGAUUUUUUUUUUCCGAUCUAGGUCCAUUUUUCUGUUGGCGGCUGGCUCGACCGGGAACGCGUGAACGACGGUGCAAUUUUUGUCACCUAUGGACCGAUGUAUCAAAUCUAGACGGCGUGGAGUCUAUGGACUCAAAGAGGAGCCGAUUCCGAUGUCGAUGCUAUUUCUUAGGGGACGGUGCGAGCGAUGGAGGACGACGAGAGCGACGGGGAAUACGCGGGUGACGGGAGACUUCGCGGUCGACGGGGAUGACGCCGACAACGGGGAUGGCGCGGGCAACGGGAGAUGGGGCACACAGAGAGAUUCUGCAUGGAGGCCAGCUGGCAGAGCCGAACAUGCUCCCGCGUCUGUGUGUGAUUGUGACUCCGGCUAUGGCGGGAUGCUCCGGUAG
Molecule: messenger RNA, 561 nt
Organism: Striga asiatica
Lineage: Eukaryota; Viridiplantae; Streptophyta; Magnoliopsida; Lamiales; Orobanchaceae
Source: the annotation of a GenBank genome assembly